Messenger RNA from Callorhinus ursinus (northern fur seal), 1232 nucleotides. RefSeq names its product rhomboid like 3 (gene RHBDL3). Lineage: Eukaryota; Metazoa; Chordata; Mammalia; Carnivora; Otariidae. Gene Ontology annotation, molecular function: calcium ion binding; serine-type endopeptidase activity. The record is from RefSeq and is a predicted model, not a curated record. Gene Ontology annotation, cellular component: membrane.
AUGGGCGAGCACCCCAGCCCGGGCCCCGCAGUGGCCGCCUGCGCCGAGGCGGAGCGCAUCGAGGAGCUGGAACCCGAGGCCGAGGAGCGGCCGCCGGCGGCGCCGGAAGACCACUGGAAAGUCCUGUUUGAUCAGUUUGACCCUGGGAACACAGGCUACAUCAGCACAGGCAAGUUCCGGAGCCUCCUGGAGAGCCACGGCUCCAAGCUGGACCCGCACAAAAGGGAGGUGCUCCUGGCUCUCGCCGACAGCCACGCAGACGGGCAGAUCUGCUACCAGGAUUUUGUCAACCUGAUGAGCAACAAGCGGUCCAACAGCUUCCGCCAGGCCAUCCUGCAGGGGAACCGCAGGCUCUGCAGCAAAGCCCUACUGGAGGAGAAAGGGCUGAACCUCUCCCAGCGGCUGAUCCGCCACGUGGCCUACGAGACCCUGCCCCGGGAGAUUGACCGGAAGUGGUACUACGACAGUUACACCUGCUGCCCCCCGCCCUGGUUCAUGAUCACAGUCACACUGCUGGAGGUUGCCUUUUUCCUCUACAAUGGAGUGUCGCUGGACCAAUUCGUGCUGCAGGUGACCCAUCCGCGGUACCUGAAGAACUCCCUGGUUUACCACCCGCAGCUCCGAGCACAGGCGUGGCGCUACCUGACGUACAUCUUCAUGCAUGCGGGGAUAGAACACCUGGGACUUAACGUGGUGCUGCAGCUCCUCGUGGGGGUGCCCUUGGAGAUGGUGCAUGGAGCAACCCGUAUUGGGCUUGUCUACGUGGCUGGUGUUGUGGCAGGGUCCUUGGCAGUGUCUGUGGCUGACAUGACUGCACCGGUCGUGGGCUCCUCUGGAGGAGUGUAUGCGCUCGUCUCUGCCCACCUGGCCAACAUCGUGAUGAACUGGUCAGGCAUGAAGUGUCAAUUCAAGCUGCUGCGGAUGGCUGUGGCCUUGAUCUGUAUGAGCAUGGAGUUCGGGCGGGCCGUGUGGCUCCGGUUUCACCCAUCGGCCUACCCGCCGUGCCCUCACCCCAGCUUUGUGGCGCACUUGGGCGGCGUGGCUGUGGGCAUCACCUUGGGCGUGGUGGUCUUGAGGAACUACGAGCAGAGGCUGCAGGACCAAUCGCUGUGGUGGAUCUUUGUGGCCAUGUACACGGUCUUUGUGCUGUUCGCUGUCUUCUGGAACAUCUUCGCCUACACCCUGCUGGACUUAAAGCUGCCACCCCCUCCUUAAGGCGCUGGGGGACCCAG